UAAGGACUGAUCAAGCACGUCUAUAGAUGAGGGCUGAUAUUUUUUUUUCUGUCGCUUGUCAGUAGCAUCAUCCUUUGAAUUUGACCAGCAGGUGAUGAAUACAGACCUGAUAACACGAUUUAUGACUGUUUAAUUUCGUGUAGUUUUAUUUAUUAGUGUAUGUGUUUGAAUUGUGCUAGCUCUUUAAAGCACACGCAACUUAUGCCGGAGCGGCACACGCUGACAGAUGCUGUACGUGUAAAUGGGCGGACUGUAUACAAACUUGGGUUAAACUUUCUAUGUCAGGAUGUUGAAUGGGACUGAGGCGAUAAGUUUUGGCAAAGAAGCAGAAACGGUCAGCCACCAUCACCCCCACCACAACAAGGAUCCCUCGGAGCUGAAGAUGGGAAUUCAAGACGCAAGAUUUUUAUAUCAGGAGCCGAACCCGACCGGACUGGAGAACUGUUCCCUAGCGUUACCUUAUUCCAGCCAGACUUUGCCCGGGAGUCAAAGCGGUCGAUUUUUCACCUCGGCAGCCCUCAAUAGCUGUCACUACAACCCCAUGAGAUCCCCAAGCGCAGGGGGAGGGGGGCAGCCGUACACAGCACCGGGGAGCGAAGUUUGCGCCGCUCCUGGGGGUGAGAUGUACCCCCCUAGCAGUGACGGGUAUCCUUCCAGCCUGUUUCACCACGGGUACCCACGGGCGCUGCUCGAACCCUUGCCCGGAUUUCAAGUUUGUGGGAAAACGCAGGCGGUUUUAAAUAACUACCCGCUAUGGGCGAAGUUUCACCAGUACCAGACUGAGAUGAUCAUCACUAAACAGGGACGGCGGAUGUUCCCCUACCUGAGUUUCAACAUCACAGCUCUGGACCCAACGGUCCAUUACAACGUAUACGUGGACGUGGUUCUGGCGGAUCAGCACCACUGGCGCUACCAAGGAGGGAAGUGGGUCCAGUGUGGCAAAGCAGAGUGCAACAUGCCAGGUAACAGGCGUUACAUGCACCCCGACUCGCCCAACUCUGGAGCGCACUGGAUGAGGCAGGAGAUCUCUUUCGGGAAACUCAAACUGACCAACAACAAGGGAGGCUCCAACAACACAGGGCAGAUGAUCGUGCUGCAGUCUCUACACAAGUACCAGCCGCAGCUGCACAUUGUGGAGGUGAAGGAGGACAGCACUGAGGAGCCACACAUGAUUUCCAAGACCCAGACCUUCACCUUCCCCGAGACCCAGUUCAUCGCUGUCACUGCCUACCAGAACGCAGACAUCACCCAGUUGAAAAUCGACCACAAUCCCUUUGCUAAAGGGUUCCGGGACAAUUUUGAUGCGAUGUACGGGCACAUCGAGAAUGACCGGCUCACCCCCUCCCCUACUGAUGCCACCGGCUGCCAGCAACUCCUGUCCAGCGGAUGCUACCCCCAGUCGUACCGGUCAGAGCCCUACCUGAGCCCCCUCCAACAGAACCGUUACUACAGCCACGAUCGGGCAACCGUGGGUCUCCCAGGGCAAGCCAAGGAGCCUGGUGUCAGCAGUAGCAGUCCGCACAGCCGCUGGUACCACCCGGGGCAGCAGACGCCCACCACGGCAAACCGGCUGGACUUCAGCUCCUACGAAUCCAACUACGCCGCCAACGCCUUCGUCUCCUACAAACCCUUCCCCAUCCAGACCUCCGCACACCACCCCCUGGGUUACUACCCGGAGCAUCCUUUUGGAUCGUCCACGGCUUCAGGGGCGUGGGGUUCCAGCCGACCCACUUCCCAGUACCACCACCACCACCAUCACAAACCCGGGCUCAGCUGGUUCAGACCGGCACCGACUCACCCCUCCGUAGCCCUGGAGCUCCAGCAGGGCCAGCCCACUCUCCCUGCACCCCAGCAGGACAAGGCAAAGGAGGCUGGAGGGGAGGACUCCUCCUGGUUGGAGCCCCCCUCGGUGAAGUCCGUAGACUCUGCCGAUUCGGGGCUGUUCGAGGGGGCGGAGAGCAAGAAGAGGAGGGUGUCUCCGUACGCCUCGAGCACAGAGAGCUCGCCCCCGAACCGCGCAGCAGAGGCCUGCGAGAGGGACUGCAGUGGCGAUGCUGGCUAUUACGGGUUUUACACGAACUGAACGCAGAACCUGCCGCAGAAAUGAAUACCGAAACGUACUUUUCAAAAUAACACCCAACGAUUGGGAUGGUCCUUAAAUAUGGGUCUCCUGAACUCUCUCUCUCACACACACACAAUCUCACGAACGCUGUUCCCGUCGCCCGUUUUUUUUUUUUUUUUUUUUUGCGUGCUCAGCCAGGUCACGUUGUUGCUGUUGUCAUUCGUUUAUUCCAUUGUUGGUCAUACACAUCAGAAUGAAAUGGUACCGUGUUCAUCUAGCAGUCUUCAAGGUUUUAUCGCACUUAAAAAUGAGAAACGCCAUUAGAGUCCAUCCUCUAGACUUGCCUUUCCCACUGAACGUUAGCGACCCCUGCUGGUGGAAUGCCCACACACAUCAAAAUCAACUUGGUUAUUUCUCCAGUGCUCACAAACUGCCCUGCACUGAGAGUAGUGCCUAGCCCCAGUGCCUACAGUGGCUCCUUCAGGGUGUGGAAACUAAAACGCACAUUCUGCGAUUGUUAUGGUUACCAGGGAGGGUGUUGACCCUAGUCUCACCUCAACCUGAGGUAUUCUGGGAUUUGUAGUCCACCAGGUGAAUUGGCUAAUGAGGUAGAGUCCGAUUGUGUUUGUUAAAAAGCAGAAAUGAACAAAGAAAAACAAAAAAAACCUUCUGUGUAAAUACUGGUACUGCAAAUGAAAUGAAACUGUGUAUGUUUUUUUUUUAUUACAGUGAGAACCAGAUGAUAAGUGAUGUGACAUCAUGUUUAUUGAAUAUAUAUUUUUAAAACAAGGUAUUUUAUUUUAGAUUUAUAACCAGCCCAUAUAUGAAUGGGAUAGACUUGUGUCCUGACCAAAAACACAAAAAGCAACUGAAAAUUAUUACAGACGUUUGGAAUCACUCAGGAAUCUGAUGGACUGUUUUAUGCUGUUGCUGUUUAUAAGUAGGCCUACUGGGAUGAGCAAGAAGGGUUUUUAAUGCUUGUCCUGCCUGAAACAUUUGAGCAAGAUGGGUUAAACAAGAUGUACCUUUGACCCUUUCAUGCAUGGCGACCUCAUAUGAGCCGAGCGCCAUUUCCCCUCCCAUAUAAAGCAAUGAAAAAUGAAAAAUAGAUUUAUCAUCUGUUCAAAGCUACUUUUUUCCUAGCUAUUUUUUUUUAUAUUUCAUGCAUAACAGGAUUAAAAAGAGAGCACCCUGUAAAAAAAACAAAACCAAAAAAAAACUGUCAUAUUUUGGACAUUUUUAAUGCUCAAUAAGUCAAUCGGAUCAUGUGACCUACAGCUCAGCACAGGAAGUGAUGCAAUACCAACAUGAACCAGUAUACUGUAUUCUGCAGCAUUCUUGAAAACGCCUGUAGGUGGAUGCCUAUACAUUUCCCCUCACCAUAUAAAGCAAUGGAUAACUUUUCAAUGAAAACUAUAUUUAUUAAGUGUCCAAAAUUACUUCAAAUUGUCAUUUUUUUCAGCUAUUUUCAAUAUUUCAUGCAGAAAAUGGUUCAAAUAAAACAGUACUAGCAAGCCAAGGGGAACAAUGAUACGGUCGCACAUGCUGAUGAGAAGCACAAGAAAUGAUUUUCAAGCCUUGGUUAUACCAGUCCUUUAACAAAGGGGAGAAAUUAUUUAGCCUUUCUUCUUUCAUUUUAAAUUCAACUUUCAAGUAAACAGUUUAUUCAGGGAGGGGUGUUUUUUUAUUUUUUUUAUUUUCUUUUGGCUGGUUAUAGCAUUUUUGUAAAUUUGUAUUUGAAAGCAAUGUUGCACCCCCUUUCCAACUUAUUUGUAAUACCUUCCACUUAAAAGGGGUACUUUUAUAUCAAGUACAUUUUUCUGAUAUUUCAUUUUUCACCUAUUAUGUGUGUUCUGUAUUAUCUGUUGAUGUUUCUGUGCAUAUCCGUAUUUACCAGGCCUAAUUAUCCCAGCAAAAGUUGCUAUUAAAAAAAAGGCUGGGGAAGAAUAUUAGUGAUGCUCACGGACGCCCAUAGGUGCAACACUAACAUUCUUCCCCAAGGUCUACUUUUUCAGACAGAACUUUCGCUGGAAUAUUUAAGAACGGCAGAUAUACUAACAGUAUAUUAGAAACAAAAUAAUAAUGUUAUAAAAAAUCAUAAUUUUGAAUAUAUGAUUUACGGUACACAGAAAAAAAAAAAGAUUUAUUUAUUUGAAGCUGGCUUUAAAUGGAGAAAAUGUGCAGUGUCUUUUUUUCUCUCUCUCUCUCUCUCUCUCUCUCUCCAAUGCCCCACCAAACUUAAUAAAACAAACUCCGGGACAACAUCGACUUUAUCCUAAAAUAAAAUAAAGUUUUUAAUCAAUUAAACCCUUUGUGUGUCAUAU
Molecule: messenger RNA, 4386 nt
Organism: Acipenser ruthenus (sterlet)
Lineage: Eukaryota; Metazoa; Chordata; Actinopteri; Acipenseriformes; Acipenseridae
Gene: tbx21
Product: T-box transcription factor 21
Exons: 6
Coding region: 287-2083 (598 amino acids)
Biological process (GO): positive regulation of DNA-templated transcription; cell fate specification; regulation of transcription by RNA polymerase II
Cellular component (GO): nucleus
Molecular function (GO): DNA-binding transcription factor activity, RNA polymerase II-specific; RNA polymerase II cis-regulatory region sequence-specific DNA binding
Source: RefSeq, a predicted model, not a curated record